Entelurus aequoreus (snake pipefish) is the source of this 6679-nucleotide messenger RNA. It is a transcript of the gene grm1a, whose product is annotated as glutamate receptor, metabotropic 1a. Gene Ontology annotation, molecular function: adenylate cyclase inhibiting G protein-coupled glutamate receptor activity; G protein-coupled receptor activity involved in regulation of postsynaptic membrane potential. The record is from RefSeq and is a predicted model, not a curated record. Gene Ontology annotation, cellular component: postsynaptic density membrane. Lineage: Eukaryota; Metazoa; Chordata; Actinopteri; Syngnathiformes; Syngnathidae. The transcript is spliced from 9 exons. Bases 239 to 3613 code for a protein of 1124 amino acids. Gene Ontology annotation, biological process: regulation of synaptic transmission, glutamatergic; G protein-coupled glutamate receptor signaling pathway.
GCGAGGGAAAGAGAGCGAGGGCGAUAGGGGGAGAGAUAGGGAGAGGGAGAGCAUCACCAGAACCGAAGACAAGCGAAGGAGGCACGAAGCAUGUCUCCGGAUUUCAGUUGCGAGUGCACGUGGCCCAGGUGUGGGGCUCACAGGUCUCUGGGAUAAACGUGCACGUGACAGCAGCUGGUAUGCUCGCACACUUGGCUCGUCUUGGCCGACGUGGCUCCACAACCAGGCAGGCGUAAAGAUGGCUUCAUUCGGCUUGCUCCUGCUCCCCGCCCUGCUUUCCAGCCUCCUGGUGCUCUCCCGCGGCAUCGGCAUCCACGAGCGCGCCGCCGUCCCGCGCGCUGUGUCCCGCUCCGUGGCACGGAUGGACGGAGACGUGAUCAUCGGCGCGCUCUUCUCGGUGCACCACCAGCCGUCGGCGGAGAAAGUGGCGGAGAGGAAGUGCGGCGAUGUCCGUGAGCAGUACGGCAUCCAGCGAGUAGAGGCCAUGUUUCAUACAUUGGACCGCAUCAAUUCAGAUCAGAACCUGCUCCCCAACAUCAGCCUAGGUUGUGAGAUUCGGGACUCCUGCUGGCACUCCUCCGUGGCCCUGGAGCAGAGCAUCGAGUUUAUCCGGGACUCCCUCAUCUCCAUCAGAGACGACAAGGACGGCUCCAAAUGGUGCGUUGACGGCACACACUCCAACCAGCCGCCGCCGACCAAGAAGCCCAUCGCCGGAGUGAUUGGACCCGGGUCUAGCUCUGUGGCCAUCCAGGUGCAGAACCUGCUACAGCUCUUCAACAUCCCGCAGAUCGCUUACUCCGCCACUAGCAUCGACCUGAGCGACAAGACUCUGUUCAAGUACUUCCUGAGGGUCGUGCCCUCUGACACGUUGCAGGCCCGAGCCAUAUUGGACAUUGUCCAGCGCUACAACUGGACCUACGUGUCUGCCGUGCACACUGAAGGGAACUAUGGCGAGAGUGGGAUGGAGGCCUUUAAGGAGCUGGCCUCUCAGGAGGGCUUAUGCAUCGCCCACUCGGACAAGAUCUACAGCAACGCUGGCGAGAAGCAGUUUGAUCGCCUUUUGAGGAAGCUCCGCGAGCGCCUGCCCAAAGCCCGCGUGGUGGUGUGCUUCUGCGAAGGCAUGACCGUCCGCGGGCUCCUCAUGGCCAUGCGGCGACUGGAGGUGUACGGGGAGUUCCUCCUGAUCGGCAGUGAUGGAUGGGCCGACCGUUACGAAGUGGUGGAGGGCUACGAGCAGGAAGCCAAGGGAGGAAUCACCAUGAAGCUGCAGUCCGAAGUGGUCAAGUCCUUCGACGAUUACUACCUGAAGCUGCGUCUGGACACCAACCUUAGGAAUCCUUGGUUCUCAGAGUUCUGGCAGUACCGCUUCCAGUGCCGUCUGCCUGGUCAUCCUCAGGAGAACAAAAACUACAAGAAAGUCUGCGCCGGAAAUGAGAGUCUGCACGAAAACUACAUACAGGACAGCAAGAUGGGCUUUGUCAUCAACGCCAUCUACGCCAUGGCCCACGGCCUCCAUGACAUGCACAGUGAGCUUUGUCCCAGCCAGACGGGACUCUGCGAGGCCAUGGACCCAAUCGACGGCAGCAAGCUUCUCGACUACCUGCUUAAGACGUCCUUCAGAGGCGUCUCGGGGGAGGAUAUCUACUUUGACAAAAACGGAGACACCCCUGGAAGGUAUGACAUCAUGAAUCUACAGAAUGUGGAUGACGCCCGCUAUGACUACAUCAAUGUAGGCUCCUGGCAUGAGGGCAUCCUAAACAUGGAUGACAGCAAGCUGUGGAUGAACAGCAGCGACAUGGUGCGAUCCGUCUGCAGCGACCCCUGUUCCAAAGGACAAAUAAAGGUGAUCAGGAAAGGCGAGGUGAGCUGCUGCUGGAUCUGCACCACUUGCAAAGAGAAUGAGAUUGUCCAGGAUGAAUUCACCUGCAAGGCCUGCGACUUGGGAUGGUGGCCUGAUGAUGACUUGGCAGGCUGCCAGCCUCUGCCUCUCAAGUAUCUCGACUGGGCAGAUGUGGAAUCCAUUGUCGCCGUGGUGUUCUCCUGCGUGGGCAUCCUCAUCACCUCCUUUGUCACCUUCGUCUUCAUCCAGUACCGCGACACUCCUGUGGUGAAGUCGUCCAGCCGGGAGCUCUGCUACAUCAUCCUGGCGGGCAUAUUCUUGGGCUACAUCUGUCCGUUCACCUUGAUCGCCCGGCCCACCGUGGCGUCCUGUUACAUGCAGCGCCUCCUGGUGGGUUUGUCAUCAUCAAUGUGCUACUCUGCGCUGGUGACCAAGACCAAUCGCAUAGCUCGCAUCCUGGCAGGCAGCAAGAAGAAGAUCUGCACCCGGAAGCCCCGCUUCAUGAGCGCCUGGGCACAGGUGAUCAUCGCCUCCAUGCUGAUCAGUGUCCAGCUAACUCUGGAGAUCACGCUCAUCAUUCUGGAGACGCCUGAACCCAUCAAGUCAUACCCCAGCAUACGUGAGGUCUACCUCAUCUGCAAUACCAGCAACAUUGGCAUGGUGGCACCCCUGGGCUACAACAGCCUACUCAUCAUGAGCUGCACCUAUUACGCCUUCAAGACGCGGAACGUCCCGGCCAAUUUUAACGAAGCUAAAUACAUUGCCUUCACUAUGUACACAACCUGCAUCAUCUGGCUAGCCUUUGUGCCCAUCUACUUUGGCUCCAACUACAAAAUCAUCACCACCUCCUUCUCCGUCAGCCUCAGCGUCACCGUGGCACUGGGCUGCAUGUUCACUCCCAAGAUGUACAUUAUUAUUGCCAAGCCGGAGAGGAACGUCCGAAGCGCCUUCACCACCUCCGACGUGGUUCGAAUGCACGUCGGUGACGGGAAGUCUGCGGCAGCCUGCGGCACCAACAGCUUCCUCAAUAUGUUCCGCAAGAAGAAGCCUGGAUCUGGCAACGCAAAUUCUAAUGGCAAGUCUGUGUCAUGGUCUGAAUCAGGUGCAAGACACCCUCCUCCGAAGGGGGGGAAUGUGUGGCACAGACUGUCUGUGCAUGUGAGGAAACAGGAAGCUGGCUUGAAUCAGACGGCGGUCAUCAGGCCCCUAACUAACACCCCCGACCCCCACAGUUGCGAGCCCUCCGCCCGCGACCUUGGCACAGACCCUCGCCCCCCUCAAGAAACGCCACACGCAAGGCCCACGCCCGACCCCCUGGAGGAAGACGACAAGGGGCGCCCCUUUUACGCUGACCCCGGAGAAGGGGCGCAAGGACCAGCUUCUUAUUUGCUCCCGCGCACUCAGGGGCCCCUGGUGGAAACACACUGCUCCCACGUCCCUGCACGCAUUGACGCCCCCCCGAGGGAGCCUGCCAGUGAGCCUUUGAGCUCAACGCAGCCUCCUUUGGCCCCAAAAGGGCGACCAUUUGAGGAGUCCAACUACGAGGAGCUGAACCUUUUGCACGAAUACAUUUACGACGCCAAGGAGGAACGGGUCAGGGGCGUACCUCGCAACAUGGAGGACACCCUUGCUCUGUCCCCACCCUCCCCCUUCAGAGACUCCGUGUGUUCAGAGGAGUCCGGCCCCGAGUCCCCCACCCUGGAGUCCUUGCUCGGGGGUCCCGACACUGCUAACAUCCUCCGAGACUUUGCACACAGCUCCUCAACACUGUGAGAAGCACAAAAAAAAAAACAGUGAGAGCACACUUUCUGUUUUACUUUUAUUUCUUCUAUUUCUUUCAUGCUUUGCUUGCUCGUGUUUUUAGUUACGGCUCCGUUAAAAGUCAGCACACAGCCUAACAACAACGACAGUGCCAAAAGUCAGCAGCUCUCAUGCCAAGUUCUCUUGCAGGGUCAUGCAAAAGUAUAUGGACAACACAAGGUCUGAUCUUGAUCGCAUACUGUAGUAAAACUAGUAAUUAGGACGCAUACAACAAACUCGACAUGUUAUAAAGGUUGCCGCACAGGCCAGGGAAAUGACAAAACCCAAAUCCAGUGAAGUUGGCACGUUGUGUAAAUCAAUAAUAAAAACAGAAUACAAUGAUUUCCAAAUCCUUUUCAACUUAUAUUCAAUUGAAUAGACUGCAAAGACAAGAUAUUUAAUGUUCGAACUGAAAAACCUCUUUUUUUAAUUUUUUUUAAAUAAUCAUUAACUUAGAAUUUAAUGGCAGCAACACAUUGCAAAAAAAGUUGGUAGAAGGGCUUUUUUACCACUGUGUUACAUGGCCUUCCUUUUUAACAACACUCAGUAAACAUUUGGGAACUGAGGAGACCAAUUUUUGAAGCUUUUCAGGUGGAAUUAUUUUCCAUUCUUGCUUGAUGUACAGCUUAAGUUGUUCAACAGUCCGGGGGUCUCCGUUGUGGUAUUUUACGCUUCAUAUUGCGCCACACAUUUACAAUGGGAGACAGGUCUGGACUAAAGGCAGGCCAGUCUAGUACCCGCAUUCUUUUACUAUGAAGCUACAUUGUUGUGACACGUGGCUUGGCAUUGUCUUGCUGAAAUAAGCAGGGGCGUCCUUGAUAACGUUGCUUGGAUGGUAACAUAUGUUGCUCCAAAACGUGUAUGUACCUUUCAGCAUUAAUGGUGCCUUCACAGAUGUGGAAGUUACCCAUGCCUUGUGCCAGCUUUUUUGAAACAUGUUGCAGGCAUCAAAUUCCAAAUGAGCUAAUAUUUGCAAAAAAUAACGUUUUCCAGUUUGAACGUUAAGUAUCUUGUCUUUGAAGUCUAUUCAAUUGAAUAUAGGUUGAAAAAGAUUUGCAAAUCAUUGUAUUCUGUUUUUUUUCACAAUUUACACAAUGUGCCAACUUCACUGGUUUUGGGUUUUGUACAAUUUUGGUAAAGAUCUGGAUAAAAGUACAGGUUUGUGUGUAAUCCACAAAACACAGAGUAACCUGCUUUGCAGCAGACGCAUAACUCAAUGAUUUGUCACUAUUUUACAGUUGAGUUAUCAUAUUUGCUUAUAUUUUUUAGUUACUCAAUUGCAGAGAGUGCCAGGCAUCUAUUAAGGGUAGAGCAUUUGUUAUCCAGAGGAAAACGCUUGUUUCCCCCCCAAUAUUUCAGUCCAGUGUAUGUAUUUAUUUGUGGGAAGAAUAUAAAAUUAAAAUAAAAUAAGAUGAAACAAUCAAUAAAUGGUGCAGUAAUCCAAUAAAAAAUAUAUAAAUUGUUAUAAGGCAUUUUCCAGCGAUUAAUUGAGGCGCGGCUUCUAUUAGUGAUGAGGCCAGUAUUUGAGGAAAUGUGGUCAUCGUAGCAUUGCUAAAAAUGACACAUCUAAUUGUGGCCUAGGACUUUUGCACUUUUCUGUUAAAGAAGAAAAUCACUGAGGAAAAAAUAGAUGUAGAAUGAAAACCAAAACCUUCUAAAACGUUGUUGACAUUUUAAAUACAACAUAUAUAAAGCUUAAGAAGUUUGUCCCAGUUUUGUAUUGCUUGACAAACAACACAAAACAAUCUGGGGGACAUUUUGUUCCUUUUUUGCCUUUUUAUAUUUAUUUAAUUGCAAACGCCGCACUAGCUGCCCCUCAUUGCAAUUAAACACCAGGCGAUGAUUUCAGCUUCAACAAAAGAAAAAGUUAGCAGGUUGAAUGCUAGUUCUGCUGUGUUUCUCUGCGCUGUAUGUAGACAUGACGUGCCAAAUUCCAGUUGUUUGUGCGUCCUCAAGAAUACGAGCAUGGGAGGACAAACGCUACAAUACUCUGGGGUAUUUUUCCUCAUCUUUUCUGCUGUGUCACUGUAACGCAAAAAAAGACCAACAAAAAAAACAAAAAAAAACACAGUACUUGUACUUUGUAAUACUGUUAAAUCAUAUCUUGUUUUUUCACACAGGUGGUAUGUUUGUAAUACGGAUACAUGUUUCUAUAUUUAGAAUGUCGACAUUCAAAGAAAAACAAAAAACGUUUUUACAAUUUGUCUUGUUUGCUUUUCUGGAGGGGCUAACUUUUAAGCUGACUUGUUAAAGUAACCAAUGACUAGUUGCUUCUUGUUAUGACAUAUAUGUACUUCUACUUUUCUCAGUUAGAAUGCACAUUAUUUCCAAGUAUGAGACUAUAUACAGUACAUAGUGCCAGUGUAUUGAAUUUCCAAAUGUUUACCAUGGUAGAUUUUGUUCAAUGAUUUAUAGCUGAUGUAAAAAAGUAACAGGGUGCCAUGUAGAACAAGCAUAAAACGAAACAGGCCUUUAUGUUUAAGUUGAACGGGGCUGUCCAAUAAAACAACCUUUAUACUGAAAAGUCAUGCAGGUUCCAUUGGCUUGUCAUUGGACACUAGAAUAGGUACACAUACUGUAUGCAUUCAUCCAACAGGAAACGGUUUUCUUUGAUAACGAAUCAUACUCAAUGCUGUCAACGAUGUGUUUAUCAUUGUGAUGUACAAUUGCAGUACAUCAUACUCAUAGCUCCUUAUAAUAUUUCACUUACAUUUUAUAACUAAUUAGCCACUCUCCAACCUUAAAAUUUAACUACAUGAUUAUCUAACUAGUCUUCCACUUUGACAUUAAAUUACAUUACUACGUAAUUAGUCUUUAAACUUUGACAUUAAAUUACAUUACUAAGUAAUUAGUCUUCAAACAUUGACAUUAAACUACAUGACUAACUAGUCUUACUUUGACAUUGAACUACAUUACUAAGUACUCUUCAACUUUGAUAACACAUGACUAACAUAUUAUUUAACCCUAAUGUUAAGCUACAUGACUAACUAACCUAGUUUUCAACACCAAUGUUGUAUGAAAUGACCAACUACCUUAAUG